AUGCUUUUUAUUCCCGUCGGUGUUGGAUCGAACUCUGGAAACUCCUUUGAGGUGGCAGAGCUUUUAAAGCGCAAUCUACAAGAAUUGAGAAUAAAACCCGCCACAAAUAUCGUACAAGAAGAGCUUAUUCAGAAAACUAGCCAAAAUAGCAUGGGCAAAGAAGGACAAAUGAUAUCUAAUAAUAGGAAUACAUUGGACAGCAGGCCAAAUACCGAAAAAGUAAGUGAAGCCAAGACAACAAGCAGUAUUGUAGAGAAAAAAGAAGAAAUCAGUAAAAAUUGUAUAAUAUCCAUAUUUGAUAUGGACUCCUUGGAUGUGUCAGAUAUACUCACAGGAGGGCUUGUAAUAUUUGUAUGCUCCACAACGGGGGAUGGAGAUGCACCAUAUAACAUGCAGAGAUUCUGGAAAGAGUUGAAGAGGAAGAGUUGGAAUAAUGCGUUUGAGUUCUACUUUGCAGUGAUUGGUCUAGGAGAUUCUUCAUACCCAAAAUACAAUUAUGCUGCCAAAAGACUAUUUAAUAGACUGAAGCAAGUGGGCGGGAUCCCUCUGUGCGAAAGAUGUGACUGCGAUGAAAUGGAUCCAAUGGGCAUAUACAGUGCGUAUAUUCCAUGGAUAGAAAGUCUAAAAGCUGCAAUUCUUUCAAAAUACAAGGAAAUAGCUAGAAAUAAAAAAGAAGUAUAUUCUAGCAGUAAUAGCAGCAACAAACAGUCUCUGUGCACGGGAACAUAUCUUGGAAAAAAGAAAGUUUCACCAUUAUCAGACCCAAAAACAUUUCAAAUAUUUGGUGAGGAUUCUAUGCCCACAACUGAGUAUGACCAAAAUUUGAAUAGCUAUGGGUCAAUGUAUUCUUCUGUAUAUGAGUAUCUGUUUGCUGUAGAUAAGAAGGAGUAUGGCUAUACAGUUGGCGAUGUUCUGGCAAUAACCCCAGAGAAUGCGUGCUAUCAAAAGGUCUCUUCAAAGAUAUUCUUUGAUGAUGUCAAUCAUAUUAGUAGACACACUGACUAUCAGUCUAUUCCCAUGCACCAUCAUAUACAAACGAUUUACCAAAUGGUAGAGGAAAAAAAGAAUGCACAAAUUAUGUGCGAUGAGGAGCUUAAAGAUCUAUACUUAGAUAAACUUAAGAGUAUAAGCGAGUCGUAUGAUUUGUAUUAUUCAUAUGUGUUAAAACCCAAAAAGUCAUUUAAAGAUGUUUUGAUUGAUUUCUAUAUAAAAAUAUCAGUUAAUUCACAACUAAUUAGAAAAAUACUUCCCAGGUAUUAUACAAUAAGUAAAAGAGAGGGAAAUAUUUAUAGCAUAACAUCUGGCAGAAUAAAAAUGAAGCACUAUAAAAAAGAGAUACUUGGUGUAUGUUCUGAGUAUUUGGCGCACUUAAAAGAAGGAUGCUCUGUCUCUGUUGAUAUUAAAAAGAGCCAACUUUUAGUAGAGGGGGAUAUUUUUAUUGUAUGCACAGGAACAGGAAUUGCUCUGGGAAGAACAAUAAUGAACGAAUACUUAAUGGGGCGCCUCCCUGAUGUGCACAGUCUUUCCAUUCUAUUUGGAUUUCGUUCUUUGUUUUUAGACUGUCUUCACUUAAAUGAACUAUUGCAGAAUAAAGAAAUAGAAAUAAUUGUAAAAAGUCAGUGCGCAUAUGUGCACAAUAAACUAUCAGAUAGAAAUAUAGAUGUGUUUCUAGCACCAUCUCGUAUAAAAGAGCUCUCUGCCUUUUUGACAGCACAUGGCAAAUCUCCAGGUGACAUACGCACUAAAAACUAUAUUGACAGCAUAUUAGAAAUACUUGACAGAAAAGAACUAGAAAAGAAUAUAAUUUUAUGCGGAGGAGUACGCCUAGUAAAAACAAUCCCAAAGAUACUUACAAAGAUAAUGAAUAGAGUGAUUAAACCACAAAGUGAGUGUUGGUGAUAUAUUAUAACUUUUAGAGUAAUAUUCACUUUCUCUUUAAUUAUUAGGCCCA
Molecule: messenger RNA, 1951 nt
Organism: Nematocida parisii ERTm1
Lineage: Eukaryota; Fungi; Microsporidia
Exons: 1
Coding region: 1-1899 (632 amino acids)
Cellular component (GO): cytosol
Molecular function (GO): oxidoreductase activity; flavin adenine dinucleotide binding; FMN binding
Source: RefSeq, a predicted model, not a curated record